AUGGAGAUUGAUUCAGCCAUACAACAACGUUUAUCAAAAGCUAAUCAGACACAUUUACUUGCUUAUUGGUCUGAACUUAAUGAUGAACAACGUCAAAUACUCUUACACGAUAUUAAUGAAGUCGAUUUCGAUCGUGUUAAAGAAGCUUAUGACGGUAUCAAACAUGACUUAUUUACAGGAAUAAAUGGUGAAAAUAAAAAACAAGAAGUUAUUGAUGAUAUUAUGGAACCUAUUCCUGAUCAUAUGGCUGGAUCAAUCGAUGAAGCCAGUAGAGAAGAACUCGAAGAUUAUCGACAAAAAGGAUUAAAAGCUAUUUCUCAAGGUUCUGUAUGUGUAUUAUUACUUGCUGGCGGACAAGGAACUCGUCUUGGCGUUGACUAUCCAAAAGGAAUGUUUGAGAUUGAUUUACCAUCAAAAAAAUCACUCUAUCAAAUUCAAGCUGAACGAAUUCGUAGACUUGAACAAAUUGCUAAUGAACAAUUUAAUACAAAAACUGGUAUUAUACCAUGGUUUAUCAUGACAAGUGAACAUACACAAGAACAAACUGAAAAAUAUUUUCGUUCACAUAAUUAUUUUGGUUUAAAACGUGAAAAUAUAAUUUUUUUUGAACAACAUACAUUACCAGCAUUAGAUUUUCAAGGAAAAAUUUUACUUGAAGAAAAAUAUAGAUUAACAAAAGCAGCUGAUGGAAAUGGUGGUUUAUAUCGUGCAUUAAAAACUCGUUCAGUUUUAGAUGAAAUGAAAAAACGUCAUAUUCAAUAUGUUCAUGUUUAUGGUGUAGAUAAUAUUCUUGUUCGUUUAGCUGAUCCAAUAUUUAUUGGUUUUUGUUUAAAGAAAAAUGCCGAUUGUGCUGCAAAAGUAGUAAAAAAAACCAUUCCAACCGAAGCAGUCGGUGUUAUAUGUAAAGUUGGUGAACGUUUUCAAGUCGUUGAAUAUUCUGAAAUAUCUGAACAAACAGCACAUAGAAAAAAAUCUGAUAAUAGUGAUGAAUUAGUAUUUAAUGCUGGAAAUAUUUGUAAUCAUUUUUUUACUUUAAAUUUUCUUCAAGAUGUUUGUUUAAAAGGUGAAAAUGAACUUCGUUAUCAUGUUGCUAAAAAGAAAAUUCCAUCUGUUGAUACCAAUGGUAUAUAUGUUGAUAAACCAUCACAAAUCAAUGGAAUUAAAUUAGAAAAAUUUGUUUUUGAUGUUUUUCCAUUUUCAAAAACAUUUGCUGUUUGGGAAGUACGUCGUGAAGAUGAAUUUUCACCAUUAAAAAAUGGUUCAGGUUCAAAGGAUACAGCAGCAACAUGUCGACGAGAUUUAAUGAUUCAACAUGUUCGUUGGCUUCAAGAAGCUGGUGCUUAUUUACCAUUAGAUAUAAACAAACAUAUUGAAACAAUUGGAAAGACUUGUGAAAUUUCACCACUUAUUUCAUAUGCAGGAGAAAAUCUUGAAUUUACUAAAGGUCAAAUCUAUGAUCUACCAAUUUUUAUUGAAUUAAAUACUGAUACACAAGAACCUAUCACUGAUUUCCCUAAAAAACUAUCACUAUCAAAUGGUGUAACACCUAUAUCGAUGCAAACAAAUGGAGUUCAUCAUUAA
Messenger RNA from Rotaria sordida, 1581 nucleotides. NCBI's taxonomy places the organism in Eukaryota, Metazoa, Rotifera, Eurotatoria, Philodinida, Philodinidae. The record is from the annotation of a GenBank genome assembly.